Molecule: messenger RNA, 523 nt
Organism: Parastagonospora nodorum SN15
Lineage: Eukaryota; Fungi; Ascomycota; Dothideomycetes; Pleosporales; Phaeosphaeriaceae
Exons: 3
Coding region: 235-390 (51 amino acids)
Source: RefSeq, a predicted model, not a curated record
GUCCCAACCCUGACUUCCUGUCUUCCGACUACACAAAUAAUUUUUUUCGUCUUUACACACAAUGACCACCCGCAAGAGAAAGCAGGACACCGAGGAGCUCGUGGCACUCCCAUCCGACGAGUCUGAGGAGGAAGAGGAAUACGCCGAAUCAGAGGGAUCCAAUUUCGACGAAGACGAUUCCGAGGCCUGAAGCACCUCCUCCAAAGAAAAAGGCCAAGCGCACCAAGGCCAAGGAUGCUGAAGACGACGAGGAUGAAGAGGAAGAUGAAGACGAUCUCGAAGACGAGGGCUCCGAUGACGAUGCCGAGGAGCCUGGUGACAGUGACGAUGGUGAAGACGCUGGUCCACCAUCAAAGAAGCCUGCUGGUGCCGAGAAGGACCGGAAGGUAAAGACCACCAAGAAAGACGAGCCCGUUCCUGUUGUCGAUGACGAUGAGGACGAAGACUAAGCUCAUCCCGCACUGUACACAGUAGUUUUGUAGCGAGCAGAAAAGUCCAUAAAUGAUCAGUCACCAAAGUCCAG